Molecule: messenger RNA, 4452 nt
Organism: Saccostrea echinata
Lineage: Eukaryota; Metazoa; Mollusca; Bivalvia; Ostreida; Ostreidae
Exons: 16
Coding region: 58-3537 (1159 amino acids)
Source: RefSeq, a predicted model, not a curated record
UGUAGAUAAACGUCCUUGAACACGCGAUUAAAUUGUUAAUCCUGGAAUUAACAAAAUAUGACGGAGCAAGAAAAGAGAGAGAGAGUGGAUGACCUAUCACCGAAUCGUUCUAUGGUUCGAGGGUCCUCAGCUAAAUCCGAUAAUGCGGUUGAUAUAAACUUGGAUCUAGAUCCAGAUCUAAUGCUGGAGGUAGACAUUCCCCUACACAACACUGACAGGACCCACACUACGCAGAGUUUUAGGACCUCUGCGAGGACAAAGUCGGGAUCGAGGAAAGUGAUGUCUGCUGGCAAUGACAAAAAAAGUCAGACCGGUAGAUCGUCAGUUUACAUAAAGACAAGAGCGAGACCUAUUAAACCACACGAGCCCGAGCCGUUUUUGAGUAUUGAUAACCUUUCACCAGACAAAUUACAACAGCUGAUGGCAGAACGGGAGGCUAACUGUUCGUCUAAGAAUGGAUCCCAUAAAGACAAAAGAUCCAAGACUCCAGUUAUAUCAACCAAUCAGAAUUUUCCUUUUUGGGCAACAGCAAAAUCUCCGUACAGCUCCCCUGUUCCUCCUAGGAGCUCCUCCCGCUGUGGUGCCAGAACACCCUCCUCCAUGAUUUUCCUCUCACCAAAUCCAACCUCAAGAGCAAACCAGCAUGUCAAGUCACCAUUCAAGCAUGCCAUAACACAGAAAAGGGAUUUUGAUGACAGUUCUACAUUCAGUGAUAGAUCAAGUGUUAGAACCCCUGCCGCUGAGCUGAAGGAACGGACAGCAGUAGCCACCUAUUGUGUGGGAAGGGUAUUAUCUAAGGAGAGGGAUAAACCAGAACAGAAGAAAGUCCAGGGAAAGUUGCUUAAGGGAAAGCUGAAACCUUUAAAACCUGUUAAUAUAGAAGGGCCAUCUGUUAAAAACUGCAGAGGAAUUCUGUCAGAAACAAGAAGUUACGCAGCUCCACCUAACCGUACGCUGACUCGUAGAAGGGAAUUAAUCCAGAGAAUUCCCAAUGUUCACGAAUUCCUGUAUGACAGACCUCGUACCGUAGAGUCCAUUCACAGAACAUCAGCAGCCUCUAGUAUUGAUGAGAAUCGAGAACUCAAAGAUGAUGAGGAAACCCCUCCAGACACCAGCAGACUGUCACCUGUGGAGUCAGAUGUCAAUAUGCCAGCAGCCCCACCAGCUUCCAUGGCAACAACUUACAAAGUGGUGGAUGGAAUGCUUCAGCCAACACCAACCCCAAGAAACCUGACAGAGCUGCAGUCAACAAGUACAAGAGAAAACUUCUUGAAGAAAGGAGAUUCUAGUUCUAACUUCAAUGACAAUGCCUCCCGACGACUGGAGCCAGACAACACACUGUUGACGACAUUUGAGGAACCAGAGAGACCAGAAACCCCGGGGGAUAAAUCUAAAAAUGUCCGCUUUUCUGAUGGUGUCCAUCCAGAGAAAGCUGUCAAAGACAACACACAGGAUGAGAAUAUUAUGGAAGUGGAGGUCACUGUUAAAAGCCAAGACAGAAAAGAAAAAGAAGAGAAAGGAAAGAAAACAUGUAAAACAAGUGAUUUAGAUGAUAUGAAAAAGAAGGACAAUGAUGAGGACCCUAAUGGACAAGGAGGUGAAGGGUCAAAGCAAAAUUCUAGUGAGAAGGGAACCAGCAAAGUGAGUGGUACCAGUGAAGGCAAGAGUGAGAAAAGAAAUGAUGAGAACAAAGAGAAUUAUGGGAAACAAAAUAAUGUUGAUCCUCAUACAGAAAAAUCUACAGAAGAGGAAUUAAAAAUAGAGACAACACAGCUCUUAGCAACAUGUAGUGAACAGCCAAAGAAAUCUGGUGCUAGCACACCUUACACAUUACUAUCUAGUCAAGAAAGUUCAACCCCAAGUGUGCUGAACAUACAAACUGUGAUUCAUGGAGGAAGCAUUCAUCAUCUUGUGGGUCCAGAGAGUCCACAUCGCAGUCGGUCUCCAAGUCCUUCCAGAAGUCCAGUUCGAAGUCCGGCCCGGAGUCAGACUUCAUGCUUUGUCAAGUCUAAAACAGAUAAAACCAACAAGCUUAUUCGACCUUCUUCAGCUAACCAGCAAACUCGAAAGUCGAGGAAGGUGUCAAAAGAAUCUCAUAGUUCUACAGAAACACUUACAGCAAGGAAAUCUAAAGUGUAUUUUGAAGGAGAGAAGCCCCCAAGACAGUCUGUGUUUGUGGAAAUUGAGGGGAAAAAUGGAGUUUCUGUGGACUUAAAGGAGGAAAGAACCUUAACUUUUGAGGAGAUUGAGGCAGAACUGAAUUCUUUGAAAGAGGACAUUGAGGAGAGGAGAAAAUUUGAAAAUAUGGGCAGGAUUUCUAUAGAUGACAACAGUGAUGAUCAAAGUCAUGUGGAUGAAGUCAACAUGGAUUUGAUAUGUCUACCCACUGAAAAUGAACAUGAAAGUGUACAUGAAGACAUGAGUGAUUAUUCCACCUUAUUGGAUGUGUAUCGCAUAAAGUGCAUGGAAGUUAGUGAAAACUGUGGUAUCAUAAGUGAAGCCUUAACUUCUGCAAGAAAACCAGUAUCAAGACCUAGAAGUGGUGGAGCAUGGAGAGAAAGAAGGGAACACAGAAAUACGGAGAGCAGAAGGAACAGUUUUCAUUUUGAAAGAAACAGUAGCAGAAGCAAUGAUCUAUCUUCAUUGGAAGAUAAUUGUUUGAAACACACAAUUUCUGACAUUUCUAUCGCAGACAGUGGAUACAGCAGGGCUUCAAGUGAUGUUACUCAGAAGGGAGAGAACUCUGUUCCUCGACUGAACCUUCAGGUGGAGGAGAACAGUGAUAUAGGACAGGUCGAAACUGAGAGGACAGAGGAUAAAACUCUGCUAGAGCUGGUGUGUGAUGAACUGCCUGAUGUACAACAGACCUACGGAAAUUUUCCAGAGAAGAAGAAGCAGAAUGAAACAGCUGACUUAGAAGUCAUUGCUAAUCCUAAAGAAAUUCAGAAGUCAAAAAUCAAGAAGAAAGAAAAUCCCCAACAAGGUGCCCCAUUUGCUCCCCUGUGCUUCACUGUCAAUGCCCGUCCCCCAGAGGGAUAUAUCUACUACUUUGCUUAUGGUGCAGAUAUGAAUCCCUCAAGAAUCUCUACAUACAUACAGAGGAAUGUUAAAAACAGAUUUUGGGGAUUGCUGUUUGGUUUUAAUUUAGUCUUCAACAAAAAAGGAUCUGAUAUAGAAGCUGGUGCUUUUGCCAAUAUUGAGUUCAAUCCAUUCUGCUCAACGGAAGGGUGUAUUUAUCAAAUAACUCCUCAGGAACUAGAACUUCUGGACAAAUUCGUUGGCUAUCCUAAGCAUUAUGAACACCUGAUGUUACCUGUGUGGAUGAUGAACUCUACAGACACAGACAAGCUUGGGGUGGCCCAGUAUUGUGUACCAGCUGUCAUGUAUAUUGCUCAGCAGGAGUGGAUAGCCAAAGAUGAGGAGAAAUUGAGCUGUGAUUAUGCCCUGACCCAAUGCAUCAAGAGCUCAGACCUUGUGACACCAAACUACAGGGAAUUCUUAGUGAACAAAGCUGGACCAAUAGAAAUCCAGAUCUAAAUUUAGAACCCAGUGAAACUGGGUGUAGGAUUAGUGAUUUGAUUGUCACUGAGUAUGCUUCUCAGAAAUCUUUAGUAUUAGGUCAGUAGAUUGCUUUGUAUCCGAGACUUCUUGACUUACUAAGACAUGAAAUAUCCAUAACACGAGUUGAUCAUCAUCAGUGAUACAGGACAUGUGAAGUGAUGGAUUGAGUCAUUGGAAAACAUAGUUUGGUGGAAACUGAGAACUGUGCUAAUGAAGUGAAAUAUUGACAGCAAAAUAGAGGGAUAAUGUAAUGGAGAACUGGAGGAGAGAUCUGAUACUUAGCUUUGUCUUUCUUACAAUUGACCUUAAUUGCAAAAACUUUUACAGGAGCUUAUGUGAUAAAAGAGUACUAUUUACCCUUUUUAUAGAAUUGUGUGCAUUAAUUAUGCUUCCCUGGAAUAUACUUUUGCUGACUGAAAGUACUUUUUCUUGUAUGCAGGGACAUAACUAAUGACACAGCUUUAUAUCUUGGCUUGCUAACAUUGUUAUAUAGAACAAAAACACAAUUAAUGUUAAAACACAUAUGAUAAAAUCUGUGAUUGAGUCUUCAUAUACUAAGUUUUAUUUAUUUAUACUUAUUCCAGUAUUAACAUUGAGGCAGGGAAGGGUGCAGCAUUAAAACUGAUAGAAGUGCUGCCUUGGUAUUAUCUUGUUUUCUGCAGUUUGUAAUUUUAUUCUUAACCGUUAUUCAUACCUCAUAUCGUUGUGUUUAUUGUUAUGUUACAUGUUUUGCAUGUACUAAUGUUUUGUUUAUUUUUUGAUUUAAACUCUGAAUUAGACAUGCUGCUAGUUAGUGAUAAAAGAUAGUGUAGUCUAAGCCCAAGUUGCUUUUUAAGAUAUUAUAGAAACAGGAUAUUCAUUUGUUUUAUUUUAAUAAAAGUUUGAUAAGAA